Molecule: messenger RNA, 3451 nt
Organism: Anguilla rostrata (American eel)
Lineage: Eukaryota; Metazoa; Chordata; Actinopteri; Anguilliformes; Anguillidae
Product: type 2 phosphatidylinositol 4,5-bisphosphate 4-phosphatase-like
Exons: 9
Coding region: 103-876 (257 amino acids)
Biological process (GO): phosphatidylinositol dephosphorylation
Cellular component (GO): plasma membrane; late endosome membrane; lysosomal membrane
Molecular function (GO): phosphatidylinositol-4,5-bisphosphate 4-phosphatase activity
Source: RefSeq, a predicted model, not a curated record
CCCCUUAGCUGCUAUCCUAGCCGAAGCUUCAGGAGUGCUGUAAAAGAUUGGAGGACGCUCAUUUCUGUGUUGUUCUGUAGUGCCACCGCUUUCGCUGCGGACAUGGCUUCUGAUGGCUUGGAUGAGCGAUCUCCCCUGCUGUCAGAACCAAAAUCCGGGAAUGCCACACCUACAGCUCCUCCAUACCUAGGAGACACCAGUCCCAGAGCUGAGCUCCCUCCCCCGUACACAGCAAUCGCUAGUCCAGAUGCAGGGGGCGUGCCUGUGAUUAAUUGCCGGGUGUGUCAGUCUCUCAUUAACCUGGAUGGAAAGCUCCACCAGCACGUGGUCAAGUGCACCAUCUGCAAUGAAGCCACGCCCAUCAAAAACCCACCCACUGGAAAAAAGUAUGUGAGAUGUCCUUGUAAUUGCUUGCUAAUUUGUAAAGACACAUCCCGGAGGAUAGGAUGUCCGAGGCCCAACUGCAGACGUGUCAUCAACUUGAGUCCUGUGAUGGUGAUCCCAGAGGAGCAGCCAGCCCAGCCAGCCCUGCCCAUCCAGCCUGAGGGCAUGCGUGUUGUCUGUGGACACUGUGGGAACACAUUCCUGUGGAUGGAGCUCAGAUUUAACACAUUGGCCAAGUGUCCACACUGCAAAAAAAUAUCUUCCGUUGGCAGUGCCCUCCCACGAAGGCGCUGUUGUGCCUACAUCACUGUUGGCAUGAUCUGCAUCUUCAUUGGUGUUGGCUUAACUGUGGGAACCCAGGACUUUGCAAGACGUUACCACGCCACUUACGUGUCUUGGGCUUUUGCAUAUCUCCUGGGUCUGAUCUGUCUGGUACGGGCCUGUUACUGGGGAGUCAUUAAAGUUAGCUAUCCAGAAAACAGCUUUGCAUAGACUGCAUGUCUGUCAAGCACAGGCAAUCGUGUAUUGUUCAUUUUAUUUGGAUUCUGCUUAGGGUCUGCCUAUGCUGGUCUUCAAGACAGCAGUCUUGAUUUAAAUAAUGAAAUCAAUACAGCAAUUCUGUAAUUAAAUAGUACAGUGAUCUGAUAGUAUUCUUCUGGGUGGGUAUAUCUGCUGGAUUUCCCUCUUGAGGGCAAGUAUUUGCCACAAAUGGAUAUUUACAUGUUUUAAGUGCUGUUGUUACAGAGUAUACCAAAAGAGUUAAUCUUUUUAAACACAAUUGCUCAUUGCACAAGUGUUAUGCAGUAAUUUUGUUCUGCUGCUAGAGUAUUCAGCUGUUAGCAGCUGAAAAUGUGUUAAUGGUAAAUGGUCGAAAUUUCCUUAUUUUAAAUAAUUCCAAUAAUUAUUUAAGAAAUUGAACAAAACUGACCUUGACAUUUGUUCAGUACUUUUCUGCCAUUGUCAGUAUACUUGCCAUACGCCUUUAUUAGCCUUUUAGAAACUGACAUUUUAAAGAUCCUCUGCACAUUCAUGUCUUAUAUUGGCUAAUUAAAAGGUGAAAAAUUGUGUGUGCAUGAUUUUAUUUUACACCAUUUUAUGCAUUUUCCAGCACUUACUGUUUAAGUGUUUUGGCAUCUUUGUUCUCCCUGUUUAUAGUGUAUGUCAGUCCUUUCUCCUCAGAACUCUGUGAAACUUUGAUAGUAUUGCAGAAGUUCAGUGUUCCUCUGAGAAAAAGGGCACAGCUAAUCUUCUGAAUGUGUAGACCCAAACUCUUUGUACACACAUACAUACUGAUGUUGUUGGGUGAGUUGGAGUAUACCUUGUGUCUUUUUAAAAUAAUAAUUUAUCAAUAAAACUUUAAAAUGAUUAACUCCUUAUUUGUGCCUGUCAUGAUUCAACAUGUUAUGGGUAUCUGCUGAUGGUUAAAAUAAGUUAGAUGUUAUAACAGUACAGCUGUGAGACAUAGUUGGGCACUUGGGCUUUUAACUAGAUGGUUGCAGGUGCAGUUCCUAGGUGGGGCAGUGCAGCAGUAAAUAUGAAGGUGCCAGAUUUAUGAUUUUUACAUUGAGUGUCUAAAUCAAAUGAUGUCAUAUUUAUAUAGAAAAUUAUAUUUACUUCAAAAUUAUAUUAUUUGAUCACAAAAGUACUGAAUCUCAUUGUGCAGACCAUACCCUGUUCCAAACUGUAGACACUGUUGCAAACAAUGGCCUUUUUUGCAGCAAAGUCAAAUUCUGGAGGAUGUCAACAGUAAUUGGAGAACUGUUACACCACUGAAAAAAUAAAAUUGAUUAACCAGCUCCAUGAACGUGUUGCCUGAAGGUGUAAAUUAUUAAAAGGAUGAGCAGUUUGAAGAACAACCUAAGUGUGGGGUCAUGAAAAUGGAUAUACUCAUUUCAUUGUAUUUAUUAUACAAGAAAAAAGAAAUUUAUACACCAACAAAUGGUUGUAAGAAAACGUUGGCCCUACUCAGCAGAAUUACUGGUUUCCACUUUGCAGAGGGUUCCUGUAAAGGAGAAUGAAGGAUUAAGGAAGGAGAGAAUGGAGCGAAUAGAUAAAUAGAAUAUAAGACUCGUUUCCAUAAUAUGAAGGUAUUAAGUCAACAUGAAUGUCUAUCCCUCGUGUGCAAUAGAACCCUCUUGUGGCAUGAAAAAUGAACUGUUUUCCUGAGCAAGUGGAUACUGACCUGUUCUUUGGCACUUGGUGGCAAGUGCACGGUAAACUUAAUGUUACACCUUCGCGAAAGUUAAGCCUAAAAAUUAUUAAUGAUGACUGAUAUAGUUAUUAUACAUAGUCAGAGGUUAAAAUGGGGAAAUAACUAUCUAAGAUAAGUGAUUACUCUAGGCUACUCAUUUAUUCAACGCCUGGGGAAGCUGCAACCCUGGUAUUCAAACGCGUAACUUAGGUAGCCUAGAAUUCAGUGCUGGAAAUAGGCAGGGUGUAUGUAUAUUGCUAAAUAAUAAAUAAAAUGUGGACAUUAACAUAUGGCUGAUUUGUCAUAAAAUCUGUUUUACCUUAAGCACCAAAAGCUGUUUCCUAUAUUUUGUUUUAUGCAUGGUUAAUCUGAAAGAGGUUAUUGUAUUGAAUAUUUAUAGACACAAGCUUGCAUCACGAACUCCGAUGUGUUUGGAAUUCAUGGCUAAUUAGAUUUAACGUUACAGCAUCACGGACAAAACUGCAAACGUAUCCCAGAUUUUACAGCGGAGGCAAGCAAGCGUCACGAGUUCAAAUCCCAACGGCGUGUAGUUUUCUGGGGCAGGAGGACUGGCGGAGCUCACCGCAUCCCUGUGGAGAGCUAGGGGGAGGCGGUGUGACUGGGAAAGGACCAGGAUCACAUGAGAUCACUGUGAGAAUCUGUCGUAUGACAUGCAGUAAAAAAUCUUUGGCUGAUAGCGCUACAUAUUACAUACAAGGCUAUAUUUGUCAGGGGAAAAUGGAAGUGUCAAGAAGAAGGAUCUACAACAAGCACCUCCAGCCAGCAAGGCCUCUGCGUCGCUUGAAUAUUGAUCCUGAACCUCGAAGAAAUGUUGAAAUUGAGACAUAUACAUGCUCACACACAGAGGACAAACCA